AUGAUGGUCCCGGAGUGCCUCCCGCGGGGAGCGUCCAUCACCUACAAGAGCGCCACGACGACGCCGCCGCCGCCCACGGUCUACCGCCUCAGUCUCAAGCCCGCGUCGCCCUCGACUGCCUCCAUGUCCACGUCUCCCACCGCCACGGCCGUUGUCUACGUGCAGAGCCGCUGGCCCGCGAACAGCUCCAGCUCUCGAGCACUUGUCGCCAAUGACUCGCGUCAUCGCCAUCCUGCCCGUCGCCACAAGAGCUACUCCGAGUCAGCGCUGCGUCUCGAGCGCAUGCUGAUGCCUGCCAUAGCUGCUUCUUCGUCCAGCAGCGCCCUCCGCACGCGUCCGUACUCGGCCGGUGACGAGCUGGAUCUCGUCCGGACGUUGACCAUCUCGGGGUACUCGAAGAACAGUCACGGCACGUGGAUGUUCAAGGUGGACGUGGGCGGACCAAGUGACAGCAACGCCUACGUCGUCCGUCGUCGGUUCACGGACUUUAAGCUGCUCCACGAGGGCCUCUCGGUGCUCUCGAAGCUGCCGAAACUGCCGCCGCAUGGCCUUGUGUCUAUGUUCCAGAUGGUUGUGGCGCCGGAUAAGCUGUUGACGGCACGCGCUGCGCAGCUGGAGGAGCUGCUGCUCGUGAUCCGAGCACACCCGACGCUGUCCAAGAGCGCAGUGUUCAGUUCGUUCAUUGGCAAGAACCCGAGCAGCUACGACGCGGGGUACGUGAGCUUGUCGGGCUACGAAGUCCCUGCGAGUCAGCGCAUGCGCGCGGGAGAAUCCUUUGACACGAGUUACUCGGUGUGA
Peronospora matthiolae is the source of this 798-nucleotide messenger RNA. The record is from the annotation of a GenBank genome assembly. NCBI's taxonomy places the organism in Eukaryota, Oomycota, Peronosporomycetes, Peronosporales, Peronosporaceae.